CCGACAUCUCUCACAGUCCACUCUCAUCAUCAUUGGACUCUGCGCAUUCGCCCAUCAUGCUUUCCCGCGCCGUCUCCCGAUCGCUUCCCCGCGCGACAUCUCGUCUCGCGCAGUCCACCACCACCCGAACCCUGCUUCAACCCACCCUCCGCGCAUCUCUCCGACAAUCCACUUUACGACCACAAGCGAUAUGGCAAGCCGGCUUCAGCACCAGCCUAAAACACUUUGACGCGGUCUCGCAAGAGCUGUCGGCGAAACUGGCAAGCGAAAUCUCGUUGGAAGGCGAGAAUACCACCGCGCAAACCGAUAGCGAUGCGGGCGCAGAAAGAUUUCUGGAGGAGAAUUCGCAAUGGACGCUGGAAUCGCCCGACGGAGAGCAAAAUGUCGUUCUGCGAAGGGAAUUUGACGACGAAAUCAUCACUGUGGCGUUUAGCAUCGUGGACUUCAACACCUCUGUCUUACCCAUGGAUGGCGAGGAGGGAGACGAGGCGUUCAUGGACGAGGAGGACGAGAUUAGGGAUCAGAGCGGUGGCGCCAAUACCAAAGGAGCCAUCAACCAGGGCGGCACGAAGAAUGACAACUUUAAAGUUGCUCCAGAGGACAGCAUUGCCCCGGCAGAUCGCGAAGAGCUGAUUGAUGAAGACUACGAUGAUGACGGCCAACAAGCAUACCCCGCGAACGUCAAUGUCCUCAUCCAGCGCGCCGGCAAAGGCGCCCUGCGCAUCAACCUCGUCACCGAUAACGGCCGCUUCACCAUCCACGGCGUCACUCACCUUCCCGAGACCACUCCAGCUUCUUCGGUAGCCGAUCUGCUCCGCAACACCCCCGACCACAUCUACACCGGCCCUCCGUUCCAGCAGCUCGAUGAGGAGGUGCAAGGCCUCUUCGAGCAAUAUCUGGACGCGCGCGGCAUCAACACCGCCCUGGCACUCUUCAUCCCCGACUACAUCGAUGUCAAGGAACAGAAGGAGUACGUUGGCUGGCUGGGACGGGUGAAGGAGUUUGUAGAGUAGGGCGCGGGGAGGCGAUGACGCGAUUUCGAGACUGUACUAUACCGACGACGGCCCGGCAGGACCUUCUCCCCUUAUGCAUCUGGGUGGUGUUCGACUGGGCGUGCUACGUAGGUGGGUAGAUUUACCGCGGUAGGAUGGAACGCAGCUGCAGAUCCCGUUGAUCAGAUACAGAACGCUCCACGACGGGAUCGAUAGAUCGACACGAUGGAGUCACACCUAAAGUCUGGGGUUGUCGGGUACGGCAUGUCCGUGAACACGAUUGUGACUUGGCUGUAUUAAUUGUGCAGAGAUGAUUGUUCCGUAGGCAAGCUGACGCGAAAGCCUCACGCUAGAAGCAACGACCGAGGCCGAGGGUAAGGUGGGAAUACGCUGAUUGGGCGCCGAUCCCUCUCGACUCGUCUGCCCUUUCCGACU
Neohortaea acidophila is the source of this 1427-nucleotide messenger RNA. RefSeq names its product mitochondrial glyco protein. NCBI's taxonomy places the organism in Eukaryota, Fungi, Ascomycota, Dothideomycetes, Mycosphaerellales, Teratosphaeriaceae. The transcript is spliced from 2 exons. The coding region runs from base 57 to 1013 and encodes 318 amino acids. Gene Ontology annotation, cellular component: mitochondrial matrix. Gene Ontology annotation, biological process: cytosolic ribosome assembly. The record is from RefSeq and is a predicted model, not a curated record.